Messenger RNA from Impatiens glandulifera, 1075 nucleotides. Its product is annotated as quinone oxidoreductase-like protein 2 homolog. The transcript has 6 exons. The coding region runs from base 9 to 1055 and encodes 348 amino acids. NCBI's taxonomy places the organism in Eukaryota, Viridiplantae, Streptophyta, Magnoliopsida, Ericales, Balsaminaceae. The record is from RefSeq and is a predicted model, not a curated record. Gene Ontology annotation, molecular function: zinc ion binding; oxidoreductase activity.
UAACAAGCAUGGAGGCCCUUGUAUGCAGGAAGAUAGGUGACCCGACAGAGGCUCCAAACUCAUCGGAGAACUCUGCUUUCGCUCUAGAAAUCUCUCAUCCAAUCCCAGGACUGGAUUGGUCGACUGCCGUAAGAGUGAGAGUCAAAGCUACGAGCUUGAACUACGCCACUCACCUUCAGAUUCUUGGUAAGUACCAAGACAAACCUCCUUUGCCCUUUAUCCCAGGUUCCGAUUAUUCCGGAAUCGUCGAUUCAAUCGGUCCUAAGGUAUCCAAGUUCAAAGUCGGCGAUCCUGUCUGUUCUUUUGCUCCCCAAGGAAGUUUCGCACAAUUCAUCGUCGUCGAUGAGACUCACUUGCUUCCCGUACCUGAUGGAUGUGAUUUGGUUGCUGCUGGUGCACUUCCUGCUGUCUAUGGAACAUCACAUGUGGCCCUUACUCAUAGGGCUAAUUUAAGGCCGGGCCAGGUUUUGCUAGUUCUUGGUGCAGCAGGAGGUGUUGGUGUUUCAGCUGUACAAAUUGGAAAAGCUUGUGGUGCAGUUGUCAUUGCUGUUGCUAGGGGAUAUGAAAAGAUACAAUUUUUGAAGUCUCUAGGUGUUGAUUUUGUUGUUGACUCAAGCAAAAGUGAUAUUAUUGUAAGCAUCAAGGGAUUCCUUAAUGAAAGAAAUCUCAAAGGAGUUGAUGUUUUGUAUGACCCAGUUGGUGGUAAGCUCGCAAAAGAUUCAAUGAAAGUAUUGAAGUGGGGAGCCCAAAUUUUGGUCAUAGGUUUUGCAAGUGGAGAAGUUCCUGUUAUUCCUGCAAAUAUUGCUCUUGUAAAGAAUUGGACUAUACAUGGACUUCACUGGGGACAUAGUCAUAGAAUUCAUCAACCAGCUGUGUUGGAGGAUUCUCUGAAGGAGCUAUUGUCUUGGUUUGCAACAGGCAAAAUAUCCAUUAAUAUCUACAAGGCUUAUAGCCUCAAGGAGGCCAACCUUGCAUUUUCUGCUAUAAGGGACAGGAAAGUGAUAGGAAAGGUGGUGAUCAUUUGUGACAACAAAGGUGCAAAUUCCAAGCUUUAAUGUGUUGGAGAAGUUGGCUC